This is a messenger RNA of Candidula unifasciata, 287 nucleotides long. The record is from the annotation of a GenBank genome assembly. NCBI's taxonomy places the organism in Eukaryota, Metazoa, Mollusca, Gastropoda, Stylommatophora, Geomitridae.
AUCUGCUCCAGAAAGAGCCAGCUAAACAUGAUGAACUGCAGACUGGGUCUUUGUAUCUUCACAAAAACUGCAACGAUUCGCAAAAGCAAGUGGCGGCGUCAAUCAAUAAUACAGAAAAUACAGGAACUACUACUCCGGCACGAAAUGUCGCAAUGUUCAUAUCCAUGUGGAGAUGGAUUGUGUUUUUAUUCCCAAGGGCCGUAUGUGUAAUCGUGUUAUCUUUAGUCUAUUUAGGGCUUGCCAUUCUUAGCAUCAGAAUGUUACGUCUAUCAACACAACAGUACUGA